Populus euphratica (Euphrates poplar) is the source of this 2357-nucleotide messenger RNA. RefSeq names its product Tetratricopeptide repeat (TPR)-like superfamily protein. Lineage: Eukaryota; Viridiplantae; Streptophyta; Magnoliopsida; Malpighiales; Salicaceae. Gene Ontology annotation, molecular function: protein binding; RNA binding. The coding region runs from base 181 to 2127 and encodes 648 amino acids. The record is from RefSeq and is a predicted model, not a curated record. Gene Ontology annotation, biological process: RNA modification. The transcript has a single exon.
GGUACCUUUUCUAGUAAUACUGUUAGACAGAUAAAUGUCUGAAUGAUCCAUGCCAUUCUCUGACAAACAGUCCAGUGAUUGUUUGCACUCAACUAUGUUUGUGUAAUAAACAACAACAUUGUUAGUUGGGUUUAGCAUCUCACUUGUCAGCAUCAUCUGCUACAAAUUUGCCAUCUAUCUAUGUACCGUUAUGGGAGAGGUGUCCGUUUCCUUAGUUAUAUUGCAAGCAAGAGGACUAACAACACCACAUGGGAUCCUACACUAUCACUUGACCUUAAUCACCCAUCUCUUGUUCUUCUUGAAAAAUGCAAAACCAGAGAUCAUUUCAAGCAGAUUUUGUGUCGGAUAAUGAGAAGCAGUAAACUCAUUGGCAAAACAUUUCCAAUGAGUAGAUUCAUUUACUUCUCAGCUGUUUCACACCCUGAUAACUUAGACUUGGCAAUUACUCUUUUUAAUCACUUCACUCCUAACCCAAAUCUUUUUAUUUACAAUACAUUGAUUUCUGCUUUUUCUUCAUUGAAAAAGAUUGAAUCUUUUUAUCUGUACAAUGUUUUGUUGAGUUCUGGUGAGUGCCCAGAUAAGCAGACACUGCUUUAUUUGCUUCAAGCUGUCAACUUUAUAUCACAAGUGAAGCAAAUCCAUUGCCAGGCCAUUGUUACAGGGUUGUUCUCAUUUGGGUAUUUGCAGAAUACCCUUAUUAAAGUGUACUUAGAUAAUGGACUAGUGAGGCUUGCACAUCAGGUAUUUGAAAAGAUGCCUAGUCCAGAUAUUGUUUCCUUUAAUGUUAUGAUUGUUGGUUAUGCUAAGAAAGGGUUUGGUUUGGAAGCAAUGAGAUUGUUUCAUGAAAUAGUGGGUUUGGGCCUUGAACCUGAUGAGUUUACUAUUUUGGGUUUGCUUGUUUCUUGUGGGCAAUUAGGAAAUGUAAAGUUUGGGAAGGCUGUUCAUGGGUGGAUGGAGAGGAGGAAACCUACUAUAUCGUCGAAUUUGAUCUUGGGUAAUGCUCUUUUGGAUAUGUAUGUCAAGUGCCAAAAGGUCGGGCUUGCUUUGAGGACUUUUGGUGCGUUGAAGGAUAAGGAUAUUGUUUCCUGGAACAUGAUAGUUGCAGGGUGUGCUAAGGUGGGUGAAUUAGAGCAGGCACGAUUAUUUUUUUAUCAAAUGCCUUGUAGGGAUAUUGUUUCUUGGAAUUCUUUGGUUACUGGAUAUGCAUAUAGGGGUGAUUUUGCAAUGGUAAAGGAGCUAAUCAUAGACAUGGUGAUGGAGAACGUUAUACCUGACACUGUCACAAUGAUUAGCUUAGUCUCUGCCGCCACAGAAUCAGGAGCCCUGGACCAAGGUAGGUGGGCACAUGGGUGGGUAAUUAGAAUGAAAAUCAAGUUAGAUGCUUUCUUGGGUUCAGCAUUGAUUGACAUGUAUUGCAAGUGUGGAAGUAUUGAGAGGGCUUUAAGGGUCUUCAAGGAAAUUAAUAAAAAGGAUGUCACUGUAUGGACAGCAAUGAUAACUGGAUUAGCUUUCCAUGGUUAUGGAAGCAAAGCAUUGGAACUUUUUUCUGAGAUGCAGGAAGAUGUAAGUCCAGACGAUGUGACUUUUGUUUCUGUUCUUUCAGCUUGUAGCCACAGUGGACUUGUAGAUCAAGGGAUUAAAGUAUUUAGUUCUAUGACAGACUAUGGCAUUGAACCAGGAGUGGAGCACUAUGGAUGUCUGGUGGAUCUUCUAGCACGAUCAGGGAGGUUGUCUGAGGCAAGAGAUAUCAUUGAUCAGAUGCCCAUGAAACCAAGUCGAUCAAUCUGGGGGGCAAUGUUAAAUGCUUGCCAAGCUCAAGGAGAUGUGGAAUUGGCAGAACUAGCUUCCAGGGAGCUGCUAAAUUUGGACCCCGAGGAAGAAGGUGGAUACACCUUGCUGUCUAACAUUUAUGCUGCUAGUGGAAGAUGGAGCUACUCUAAAAAAAUUAGGGAGACCAUGGAAAGUAGAGGAGUGAAGAAGACUGCUGGAUGCAGCAGUGUGGUUGUGGAUGGAGUCGUCCACAACUUUAUUUCUGCAGACAGGUGCCAUCCAGGAUGGGUGGACAUCAGCUCCAUUUUGAACUGUCUGAAAAAUGAAAUGAAGCCGGGGGCAGAUUUAGGUUUAUGAGCAGGGAAAUUAGGUUUCCAAUCUGGAAGAUAGGAGUUAGAUCCAUCCGUUACUUGAAUACAAAGAAUAUGGUUGCAUAAGAGCUUUUCAGAAUUAGCCAAGUCCGUGACCAGAUGAAAAUGAGGCAUCCAUUUUAAGGUGAAUCUAGAUGGAUGAAAAUGAAAAAAUAGCAGUCAUGCUCGGAUUAAAGAGCUGCUUCUUCUAAUUGAGAUGGAUCGUUAUUUUUUUAA